AUGUGUCAGCAGCCGCGGGGGCGCAGUCCUGUGUACCACACCCAGCACCACUACCUAGCCAGAAACACCACGAGCAGCAGCCACAAGAACGGCAUCCAGCAGCAGCAGCCAGAGCAGCAGCAGCCAGAGCAGCUGCGAGUCAUGUCAUCGUCUCGGCAGCCCGUGUACCAGGCUGCAUCGGCCACACAACCCACGUAUGCAUCCACGCCUGCGGCCUCCAUGCAGCACGCGCGCCCGCCGCCGCCAUCGGGCAUGGGCACGGCGCCACGUGGCACCGUCAUGUCUUCACAGUCGCCAUCGUCCACAACACCAGCUGCAGGAGCAACCGCAUAUCCGAACCAGCCGGGAUCGGCGUAUGGCGUGCCAACGAACCGCGGCAACACUGCACCGCCCCCAAGCACGGGGCACCCUGCACGGUAUGGCGUGCCGCCGCCCACCCAGGGCUACGCACCUCCUCCAACCCAGGGCGUUUCGUCCUAUGUGGGUGGACCGCGAUACUCAACCGGCGCAGCUCCCAGCAGCGGAAGCACCGCCCCGCCACCACACCGGAACGGCGUCCGUGCUGGGGCGCCAGGCCCGGUAUCGUCGUCGCUCCCGUCCACAUCCUCUGCUUAUGCGCCCCAGCCGGCGUCGGUGCCUGCGCGAACAGCAGCACCACGUCACAGAGCAGGGUCGUCCUCGACAGGAACGGCUUACACCAGCGGCACGCAAGGACCGUAUCGAUACACGAGCGGCGGGCCUUCAAGCACCCUGUCCCGCCCAAGCCCAUACACAACCGGACCAACCACCCCACACCACCACCAAGCCACUGCGCGGUACGGCCAACGUGGGCCAACCAAUGCUGGUGGAACGCACUACUCGUCACCGGGCAUGGCUCGGCCGUCAUCAUCUUCAUCUGCCCCUGCCCCUUCCACAUAUGGGAUGUGUACGUUCCGCAAUCCCCCAUGCAAACAGCGCGCGAUUCCAGGAUACCUCUACUGUGCAGAGCACUCACCCUCUCCGUCAUCAUCAGAGCCUCGACCAUCGUCAACAGGGCCGUCCGCUGGAAGCCACUCCAGCACGGCCAGCACCAACAACAAUGGUGGGAGCAACGGCGGUGGUGGUGGUGGUGGUGCGCAUCACAACACGUUGAAGCAAAAGAAAGGACCCCCGCUCGGUGACAAGCCCUUCAAGGUCAAGACAAAGAAGUCGUACAUGCGCAAAGUGGAUCGACGAACCAUCGACCCGGACUACGAGUACGACUCGAGCGAUCCCGAGAUGGAGGAGGACGAGGUCAUGUUUUCUCCGCUCCUCGCCGAUCGCCUGAAGCAACAGCAGAAAGAGUACUGGCGCGUCAAGUGGCACGACGGCCUGAGCGAGUCUGAUGAUGACUCAGACGGCACUUCCCACGACCACCUUCCAUACCAGGCCCCGGUGACUGUUGUGGACAUGUACCGAAAGAAGCGCGCGGUCCUGCAGCGUCUCAUCUCCAUGUACCAAAAUCAACAGAAGCGGUUACGCCGCGAGCUGCUGCUUGCGCGUAUGACUUACAUUUCCCGCCGAAAGGCGGCUGGUCUGUCCACAAACGCACGCAACCUCCGCAACAACCCGCUGCUUGGGAAGAUGCCCUCGGAGCAGCAGUGGCAGCCGCCUCCGCCUGGUCUUGAUCUCUUCGAAGAGUCGCCAGGAUCAGCCAACCCGCUCCCGUAUCCCGACAGCGAAGAUCGAGCGCUAUACAUUGCCCGCCUCCGUCUCGCCGAGCAACGCAAAUACAUGCAAGCGAAUCCCAAUGCGCAGCAGCCCCUGCACCCGACCUGUGUGUUCACCUCAGACUACCUUCCCCCAUGCCAGCGAAGGCGUGUGCCGUUCAGCCAGUACUGCACCGUCCACAUUCUCCAUGACCACAACCAGGUGCUCUUCAAGCCGUGUCAGCAUGUUGGCGACAGCGGUCACAAGUGCCUGAAGCCGAUUCUCCGGUGCCAGGACCCGCCCAUGUGCUUCCACCACAUGAGAUUACGCGAUUUGAUCAGGAACCCGCGGCUAUCGCGAGAUGCGGUGAUUGAGGCGGUGCACUCUGGUCUUCCAACCACGUUCCUCGGCGUUGAACUCACAGAGGCAGAGCAGGAGCUGCUGCACGACCCCUCGCUGCUGACGAUGUUUGACCUUGACCUCGACUUUGACGCCGUGGAGGAGUUUACGCGACACCUCGAGCACGAAGUGUUUGGCCCCCCACCCGGCCACGUACCACCGUCCCUCACGCCGAGUGCCGUUGGUCUCCUUCGCUCCCGUCUGAGCAAGCCAGGCCCGCCACUCGCCUCCAACACGACGUCGUCGUCCACAUCGUCGUCGGCGUCGUCGAAGCCAACACCACCGCCGUCACCCCGCACGGCCAUGCGCUUCCGCACGCUGGCAGCAGUGGCCGGCGCACACUCGCCAACACACGAUGCGCACUCCGGCCCGCUGGAUAUUCUGCACAUGGACGAGGCCGCAAUGAUGUUUGGCAGCGGCGAUGACCGCAUGUACUUCCCGCGCACUGGUGAUCCACCGUCGCUCACGCCGCCAACCUCGUCCCCGCCCCGCGCCCUCGCUGGACUGCUCGCCAGCCACCCUGCCGGCCGUGUACUCGAUGCACCAGGCCCAAGUGGCGGUAACGAGGAUGAUGACGAGGAAGCGACGGCAAGGGCAGCAUACGAUGAGCUGUUUUCGCUGCCAUCUGCAAGCUCCCUGCGCCAUUCAGCGGUUCGCGCCCGCACACUCUCGCUUGGCUCGGGUCUGUCAUCCAUGCGCAGCAGCAAUGGGUCAGCAGCCGGUGACCAGCGAAGCAGUGCCCGUGCCCGUGCCCUUGGCAGUGGUGCUGAGCUUCGGCGCGUCAGUUCGAUGGACGCCACAGCAGGCGACCGCGGUGGCUCUUCGCUGAAGCCGCGCGGGGAUGAUGUGACGACAGCAGUAGAUAGCAAGGGUGGUGAUGGACGUGAUGGCGGCGCUGAAAAGGGUGACACCGAUGUGACUGCCUCUCGGGCUAUCAAGAUGUCGGGUAGCGCCAAGCGCAGCAGUUGCAGUACUCGUGGCGGUGGCAGUGGUGAUGAUGAUGGCACCCGCGCCGGCACCAGCGCAAGCACCAGCAAGAAGGGCGACAAGGAAGGCCCUGCAAACGCAGCAAAACGCCACAAGCGUGGAGGCAACGGUGCCACUGCAAACUCAACUGGCGGUGGUGACAACGACGCUGACGAUGACGGCGAUGAUGAUGAUGAUGAGGAGGAGGAGGAGGAGGAGGGGGAGGAGGAAGACAGCGCUAACAGCAGCCUGUCUGUAUUUGGGCGGCCGAAGCCCUUGCGGACAAGAAUAUCGCCGCCUGUGCUGGAUGGCGAAGCCGUUGUUGAGCUUGAGGACACCAUCUUUGAAGUCAAGUCAGAGUACGUUGCGCUCGAGUCCCUCAUCAACAGCCGGCGCCCGUCAACUGUUGACCCGCCCGUGCCGCAGCCCACGCCAUCACACAUGUCUCCGUCGCACUUUGGGCUGCACGGUCUCACGGAGCAGGAGAUUGAGACGCUCAUCAGAACAGUGCAGGCGGAGGUGGCGGCGCAGCCGCAAUCGGCACGCGAGCCGUCACCAGCGACCGCAGCAGCAGCGGCCGCGACAACAGCGACAUCGGACACAACUGCUGCUGUUAAUGCUUCGGCUGCGGAUGCCAACGAACACAACGAACACGGCCCAUCCUCAACGGUAGCGCCCACCACAACAAGCGCUUCUGCUUCCGAGGGACCGAACAACACCGCCACGACCUCUACAACGACAACUGCGACCGCGUCUGCUUCCAAGUCUGGCACUGCGCCGUCGAGUGACAGUGGAGCUGAGAAGAAUAAAAGUGGCAGCGAGGAGCAGGCGCCCAGCACGAGCGUUCCCGUUGCAGCCUCAACCACGACAUCCAGGACACCUUCAGCACCACAGGCAUCGUCUGCCUCUCCUAAUUUGGCGUCUUCUUCUUCAGCCCAAGCAACAACGCAAGCGACAGUGUCGGCAACCACAAGCACAAGUGCAGCAAGCCAGAAUCAGUCCAACAACAGUGAUGCGGCCUCGAGUGCACGCUGAUGUCACAAGCAGCAGCUGCAGUGGCCCACCGCUUCACACAUGCAAACACACAACCACCAUGAGUCGAUGGAGGAUGCGGGUACAUCCUCAGAACAACAAACAACAGCAGCCAGUCCUGCUGUGCAUGAGCGCCAUUUGCACAUGUGUGAAUGGUUUGAUCCUUUGCUCCAUUUUGAUGUAUGACUGACUUGCCUCGCGCGUGCCAAAGCCAGACCCAGAGUACUCUCUUGCUCCUGUGGUGAACGUAAUCAUUGUACAUACGUAGUAGCUGUCUCACUGGAAUCCAACGCGUCGCACAUGCCAUGGAUGCAAUCAUGUUUUAACUUAGGGCAAUUUGAUACAAACGAGCAAGUGAAACAAAGAGACGAGCA
Molecule: messenger RNA, 4439 nt
Organism: Salpingoeca rosetta
Lineage: Eukaryota; Choanoflagellata; Craspedida; Salpingoecidae
Exons: 14
Coding region: 1-4068 (1355 amino acids)
Cellular component (GO): NSL complex
Source: RefSeq, a predicted model, not a curated record